UGUACCUACUCUGUUUAGAAAUGCCUAUCGUGGGCAAUGAUACAGCCUCAGUUCGCAAACUGCUUCACCAGUGGGACCAUGGUAACAAGCAAGUGAGAGCACGGAUACUGGAAGAUUUCAUCGUGACCAAUCAAAAUAAAACUGGUCCAGAGAUCGAAAAUGAAUUUGCUCAAUCAGCUAGCUUAUUUCUAACGAGAUUAACUGCUUGGUUGAGAAUGACGUAUCCCUAUAGUCAAUCACUAGCUCUGGUUUACUCGUUUCACACAACUCACACAAAGGGCUUUUAGUCCAAUGUUAAUGAUUUGGUAGCUCAUAAAUAUCAGCCAAAGCAUAGAUAGCGUAUUAUAUUCUUAACUUAAUACAGAUAUAUGAUUGGAACUCACGUUGGUUUACAGCUCAAGGCCAUUGCCAUUUUUGUAGGAGCUUCUAGCGGGUAUGUAUUUUUUCAUCUAAUGCUCCCAUUAUGCUUUGCACGCUUAGAGUUUAAGGUUUAGAGUUUAAGGUUUGCAAAGGAUCGACUUGUGGGCAAGUCUACUACUGUAUAUCCAAUUAUGUCUUAUCUGCAAAGGUUAGAAGUCUAUGCACUAAACUCAAACGAUCAGUUGCAAGAACAAAUUUUAACUAUUGAUGUUACAAUAUGAAAGAAAUUGCUGCACAAUAUGACGUCGUGCCACAGAUCACUAUAAAUAUGGCGAACCGAAGAAUUAAAUAAAAUGCCCUCACUUCGGCUUUGGGAAUCUAGAUUUAAAUUUAUGUAUUAAAAAACUAAAUAAAAGCGAAGAAAGGACAUUCUGGAACACAUUAGAAAUGACCGGAAGAGCGUUCAGAACACUUUAGUCCUCAUUAGGUAAUUAAUCCUUAACGAACUGUACUAUACCUUUAAAAGUCAUUUUCGGAUGAAGUUCAUCAAUUUUAUUCACGGCACUUUGACUUCAUUAUUUUUCUUUCAGUCAUAAAUUUCUCACAGAAUUCUUAGAAGUUGGCGGUGUCUUAUCAGUUUUAGAAAUAUUGGGCUUGAAACAAGCGAAAGAGGUAAAAUGCCAAUAAACUACAAUGAUCAUGUCUUUAAUACUUUCUAUGACGUCAGUUCAGCAUUUCUUACUAUUUAUAGGAAGAUAAAGUUGAAGCUUUAAAACUUUUAAUGCACAUUGCUAAUUCCGGACGAAGAUACAAGGAAUUAAUUUGCGAGAGUUUUGGUAAUUUGUUCACUACUGGACAGUAUUUAAAUUGAUGUAUCUGUUCAUGAUACAUAUACUGUAUCUUCACAUUUUUUGAAAAUAUAGCUCGAUGACGAUGCGUCACUUUAAAUCUUUAUAGGUAUUCGAGCAGUGGCGGAAUGUCUUGCAAAGUCGACCUCGGAAGAAACUCAAGAUUGUGCUAAAACACUGAUACAAGAAUUAUCAAAUGUUAGUGGAUACAAAUAACAGCCUAUAAAGUCUGUAACAAAGAAUACAUUUGGUUAAUGAGGUUCUGUCUGAAGCGCAUUUUAAUUUAGUUAACCAAAGCCAUCAUGAAGAUAUUGGUGCGACAAUUCUUAUUUUCGGCAGAGGGCGGGGGUGUUCGCGUGGGGCAUUUUGUCCGUGGAAAUGGUUGAAAACCUGCGGAGGGUUAUGAAACUAUUAUCUGUAUCCUGACAGUACACAUAUCCCCAGAUCACAGGAAUAAUUUAGUUCAGGCGUGAGUAGACUGUCACGUGAGAAAAAGAAUUUCAGUACUGAAAUUAUGUUCACAUGUCGAAUCGAUGGCUACGACCUUGGCCAGUAUCACAAGUAUUAUACUGUAUGGUUGACGUACUGUAAUGCAACAUUGCUUUAUAAUUUAUUUUAAACAAAAUUAUUCCAUCUCUAAUACCGUUCAUGUUCACCAAAAGGACCUUGGGGAUGGUCCUUAAAUUAUAAUAGCGUUAUUUUUUGCUUGUUAGGGCAAUCCCAAGUUUGAAGUCCAAAUUUAUAAAGCACUGAUCGCUUUGUUACGAGCAGCAUCACCAAAGGCUCAGCAAAUGGCAGCGGAAACCUUAAGAAUCGUUCAGGUGAAAAAUAGUAAAGCUUUUUUUCUAUUUUAUGAGAUAUUGUAUGAGCAACCUCGCGCAUGUCAAAUUGAUUGUAAAUUAAAUGUCUAUAUCACAGAGAAACAGACUUCUGCAGUCAACCUCGUAUAUAUUUCAGAUCAUGUGACGUUUGCAUCUUAUCGUACUUUGACUUUAUGCAUUUUGUAUCUGACUUUGUUUGAAAUAUGAAUAUUGCAUUCCCACCAACGAAGGCUUGAUAAAAAAUAUCAAGGCGACAAUUGAAGAUUUUUAGUUUUACCUCACUGGUACUCGAACGAUUAUUGUCAUGUACUUGGGCUGGUACUUAAGACACAAGUUGUACUUAGUCUUUGUCAUAACAUAUUGUAAAGGAGGAGCACGUACUAUUACAUAUACAAAUACAUGCAAUAUUAUAAUUGACUGCAACAUUCCCUCCAUCAACUGCUCCAGUCAUGUUUCAUGCCAUGUUGGAAAUUUCAACAUGAUUCAAACCCUAUAAUGACCUGCAGUUUUUAGCAUGAUUGUCUUGCCAGACGGCAUAAGCAAAUUGUAGAGAGCGAAAGUACAUGUACGUACAAAAGCGUAAGGUUGGGACCCGUUCGGGAUCGUAGGUACGUGAUAUUUAGUACUGUGAAGACUGAAAUUGGCAAUCUGUGUACUCUGUACGCCAGCUGAGGAGCUCUAUUAUUAAAGCCUUUCAACGAAGUCACGCCAUGUGACCAUGCAGGCUUUCUCAACCAUUUUGGGGUGGCAAACCGUACGGAGAAAUAGACGGCGACAAAGGACUAUAAUCAUGUUUACGAGUGUUAUUUACUUCACGAAAUGUCGCCUGUUUUCAUCCUUUGGUCGUGCUUUGCCACCCAAAAAUGGCGUUCAGAUGUCCAGGUCGCAUGGAGUGAGAGACUAAUUCAGUUUUAGAAAAACCAUCCGUUAUUUUUUCGUCAACUCAUCUGUAUAUUCUUCUCUCCCAAAAUAGCCUGUUGUUAAAACGACUAGUCCCACCAUUGUUGAUUCUGUACUGAUGCUAUUGAGAUCUUUACACCUCGAAGUCCAAUAUGAAGCUUCCGAGUUGAUUAAAGACCUCAUGCGUUAUGAUGUACAGUUAGCCGUACUGAAGGGAUUGGUUGCAUUGUUAAAACCAUCUAAAGAAGAUAUUCAGGCCGAUAAACCAGAAAUCCUGAGUG
Paramuricea clavata is the source of this 3210-nucleotide messenger RNA. Lineage: Eukaryota; Metazoa; Cnidaria; Anthozoa; Malacalcyonacea; Plexauridae. The record is from the annotation of a GenBank genome assembly.